CAUCACAUCGUGGUACGUCGUACGUCAAAGCCCCUUCAAGCCUCAUACAAGAUGGAUCGUCUGCAACUUCGAUGACCAUUCUUCAGUGAAUAAAAAUCGGGUAGUUAUUUUCUAAUUGUGUUCAAUCCUUUUAUCAAUCAAUAUAUUCAACAAAUAACGGAAAUGAGUGGAGAAGGGGGCGACGAGAACUGGCUGAACAGCUGGGAACAGCAGUGCUCGGACGCAAUGGACGAACAGCCAAACUACGAACAGUCGUUGAUAACCGAGUGCAGCAACUCUCAAACCAAAAUAUGGUCGUCUUUUCAAGAAUCCGCCACAGCCGUGGCUCAGUUGUACAGGGAUAGAGAUAUGGGAGACCCUGGGGCAAUAUGGUCACAGUUUCAAACAGCAGCUGGCACACUCACAUCUAUAUAUAGAGAAUCAUGUGAGAGCCUGAAGAGAACAAAUGAAUUAGCAAAACAAAGUGGUUAUCAGAAAAGGAAUUCAGAGCUAUUCAACUGGGCUAAACGGAAAAGACGCUUGAUAAGGAGAGAGGACCUUUUGGCUUACCUAGCUGGUAAACACCCACCACCACCCCCUAGACAGUCACACCAUCAUCAUCCACACCAUAGAUUAUCUCCCCGCCCUCGGACCCAUUCACCCACAGCAUCCGUCGUGGAUCACCACCACCUCAACCACCACCAUCACCAAGCCACUCCAGAGAAUCUGUUGGAGUUCAGCCAAGCCCUGGUUGCAUCUCCCCUUUGCGCGUUCAUAGCCGGCGAAAUAGCGCGGCACGGCAGCAAAAGACCUGCUAGUCCAGCACUGCAUGAUGUGCACAUGGACAGUAGCCCGCAAGGGAACCAGAAGCGACCCAAGUACAUGUGAGGUGGGUUUCAGACAGUUUGAAUAAUAGGCUAAGCGACCUAUGGAGAUGCUGCGAUUUAGGCCCGUAUCGUCAGUCGUCCCUACAAUUGUAGGGCGCGUUUAUGGCCUCCUUGAUUGUCAUACUCCUUUCCCUCCUUCAAAAAUUUCUAGAUUACACUUGUCCUGUAUCAGCGUCAGCGCUCUCCUAUUGUGAAGAUAUGUUUUCUUUUUAAAUUGUAGGAAAUUUCAGGCUGAUAAAACAUGAUAUAACUCAAAAGCAAGCACAAUUUGAUGCAAAUAGAUGUUUGUGACAUAACCUCAAAAUAGAGUUCUGAUACGGAGAAGUAGAAAAAUAUGACAAUCAAGGAGGCCAUAAAGGCGCCCUACAAUUGUAGGGUCGACUGACGAUACGGGCCUUAGUGAAAUAGCGUUAGCCCAGGAUUCGGACAUAAUGAUGGGAAUUUGUUUCAAGUGUGAUUUUCUAGGUUGCUGGUCUUGAGUUGUUGCACUUCAGGUAAAUUUUAUACAGAAAAUGUUCAUGCAAGGUUGAGAGUAAAUUCGAAAUAAUAUGUUCCACAAAUUCUGUUAUAGAUAUAGCUGUUCUUAUUGUACAGGAGAGGUUUUGUGAAAUAUUUUGUGGGUGUUUCUUAAAACGUCGAUUGAAUUGAUUCAAGAUGUAUUCCUAUUCUCAAAGUCACUCAAGUUUUCAGGUUUCUAAGCGAAUAUGACGCUAACCGUUUUACAGAACAAUACUCUCACAAUAAUAAGCUCUAUUAGAAUGUACUAGCUGAAAAUUGUUUCUGAACUGAUGAACUUAAUAGCUCAUACGCGUCUUUGAUGCGUCAUAGAAGGAUACAGAAGGAUUUUGUUAGAAACUAGAAUUUCUGCUAGUUGAUUUUAAACAGUGGAGGCUUGUAUUGUUUCGCUGCCCUGCGAAAUUAUUAGCAAAUUGCCUUCUAGAUACCGUGUUACCAUUGUAGCAGUGUCUAAAGGUAUUUGCUUUUUUCUUUUUUCAGCCUAUAUUUAAAUGAAAUCACCUUGUGGUAUCUUUACAACCUUGAAUCACUGUUUUCUCGGAGUACUGGGCUAUAUCUAGAAAAGCAAAUACGGAAAAUUUAGAGGAAGGGGGAGCGGGGAUAUGAAACGGAACAAUUUCUAAAUAGUUUAUUUGAAUGUCUUAAGAUGAUGCUUAUUUUACAUUAUAAUUUUUAUGACAGAAGUUUGAAGAUCUUGUCUUAUCUAAAGGACAAAACAUAAAGUAUUUUGGAAAAAUUGUUUUGUUUUUGUAAAAUACAAGUGAAGUAUGCUUUUUUAAAUUUUAUUUCUUUGGUUUGUUAAUCGUAGAUAUAGAAUUUGUUCCGUAUUUGUUUACUGCUUCCCCUUUUUGGUUUGGAGACAUGGUAGAAUUUUGUAUUUAUGGAUCAUUUUGGUGGCGUCCUUUAAAAUUCUUCCACAUGUCCUCUUUUGGAAGCUAUUUCAAGCACCUCAAAAUGCUUGGCCUAAAAAUGAUUAUUAUAUACAGGGUGUUUUGGAAGGUCAGUUCCAUCACAUAUUGCUUCAGGGACCAUUCAAGCUGUGCAUAUUUUUGACAUGGGGGAUGCGGGGGUAUUGAUGGUGAUUACGUCACACCUAUACUCGUUAUAAAAAAUUAAGUUGGUUUACUGAAUGGUUAGAUUUUUCGAUGCUUUGUGGUCUUUCGAACGAAUUUAAAAAAAUGUCACUGUAGUUUGAAAUCAUCAAUCAAAAAUCUUUCAAUUCGGUUCUUUCUUACGGUAUGCCAUAUGCAGCACAACAUUUUUUUUCGUGAUAACCCGAAAUAUUAGAUCAGGCAGAAUGUCAUCGAAAUUAUAGAAAACAAAAAUGGAAUCCAAAAUUUAUGAAACCAAACACGUGAUAUUGAUAAAAUUAUUUAUUCAUUCGAUAACAAAAUGCAAAUUGUUAUUUUUCACGCAUGUUCAAGCCCUUGUUUCGUAUUCCUGUAGCAGUAGUCAGCUUACUAAGACUGACUCCGAUACGCAGUACCAUAUAGCUUUUCUGAAGACUCAUUGGAAACAUAUGGCUGCUCAAAAUAUUGCAAUGAAAUAUUAAAUAUAAUUCACCGAAAUAUAAUUAACAUUUUCAAGAACACUAAAAAAAACUUCAGAAUGAACACUUCACACAGGAAAAGUAAGUAAUAAAGGACUAGUCAUCAUGAUUAUUUCUAAUAUAUGUUCGUGCCGGUCGUACUUCUAUCGUCGCUAGAGCAUUACUGCUUGAUAUUUUUAUGUGUGAAUCUAGACAGGCAGUUGAUUUGCAAAACUUAUCAACCAUUUAAGAAAAUGGACACCGUGGUCCUUAUAACCUACUAUCACAAUAUCCAAUAACAGGCUAUCAGCGAGGGUAUUGUCGUCAGUAAUAUCUUGCGGGAGAAAAACUCCAUUCUUAGCUACCUCAUGCUUCGCCACGUAGAAUCUCAGAUGACAAAACUAGAGGUCAAAUGCAAGAACUACAACAUCUUUGCGAAAGGCUUGGACGUCGCCAAACAACAGGCGAAAGAAAUAUUACCAUGGAUUACGUUCGUGGUAAACCUUCUAUAGUGCUUACAACCAUCCAGAAGGCCACAUCUUCAAAAAAAUGAUAAAGUCUAUGGCGGAGUGGAUGAUUUUUUAUACUAAUAUACUAUAUCUCUGGUCUAAACUACUUGAACUCCCAGCAUGAUAACAAACUAUCGUCGUUUGUCUCACUGAGACAUCGCUGCAUUGCAACGUGCAUGGCCCUUCCAUCAACCUGCCUGGAUACUAUCUAUACAGAACGGAUUCAUCUCGCACGUCAGGUUUUGGUGGAGUAUGCAUUAUGUUCGUACAGAAGUGGUGUCAGCUUUCUCGGUAUCUCCCUCUUUCUGUCUCUGGAUCGUAAACUAUUUUUGGAACUCAGUUUCCCAAAUUUCAGCUUCACAAUAGGCUGUAUUUCCAUGUCCCUGCUUAGGAAACAUGCAUCUGUGUAGUCUCAUCUUAGAUCUUUUAAAUAGAAAUACUAAUUUUUUCAUAGCUGGCGAUUUCAAUCUACCCGACAUUAACUGGUCUAUAUCAACCAUACUUGUUGCGCAUCACAAAUCACAACUAUAUCUUAACUUGUUUACCGCUCAACGAGGUUCAGGGAACGACAGAAACCUAGUGGCUCUGAAUUUGAUAUUCGUCAACGACACCGAUUUUGUUUCUAAUUCGGAUUGUUUGCCACCUUUUGGCAAGUCUACACACUUUUAUUUUCACGGCAGCUCAAUAGAACCAAACGUCCUAACAUCAAAAUGUUCAAAAGCAUCAAAGUUGUUGAGAAAGGAUCUGACGUCAACACUUGUGCCUUCGUUUACGUUUGUAACGGAACGAAAAACCGUAAGAAAUAACAAUUUGUAUUUUGUUAUCGAAUAAAUAAAUAUUUUUGUCACUGUCAAGUGCUUUGUUUCACAAAAAAUGUAUUUUGUAUUUUGUAAUCUCGAUGGGUUAUCGAGGAAAAAAACAUGGCUAUAUCGCUUUGUAUGACAUCCUAUAAUAAAGAGCAGAUGCGGAGGAAGUUUUUUCAUUUGAAUUACAGUGUUGCCAAAUUUCCACAUACAUUCGUUGACAAAUGACAAAACUAAGAGAACAAAAAGGUGGUUCUUCGUUAUUGUACAAGCGAUUGUGUAUCGAUUGAUUUUGGCUUCUUUCUAGUAUUUCAUAAUAUUGUGCAUAGCUUGAUAACGGUUCAACUUUGUACUUUCCGUAUAUGUGUCUCAAUGCGUUCCAAAUGGGGUAUAUUAUCACCUCUUGAAAGGAUGGUGUCGAGCUCCAGAACACCCUGUAUUUACAUAUGUGGGGUACAGGUAACUUAUUGCUGCAGUAUAUCAUUAUCUUUUAUAUUAAAGUUUUCAUAACACAUAGGCUGUAAAAGGGCAGAGAAAAUAUUUAUUGUCUUGCUUCUUCCAAACCUAAUAGAGGCCAAGAAAAUAUAUUUUAAAAUAGUAAGUGCUGUGAUAAACACACAUACUUCCAUAUUUAUAAAAUGUUGGAGAGUGUUUUUUUUUCAUUUCUAAGCAUAAAAUAUUGUUAAUUUAUUUGUAUUUGUAUUAUAUAUUCAUUUAGUAAUGUUUUGGUGGGUUUUAUGCAGUGAAAUAGAAAAUUGAUGCGGAUAUAAUAUAUAUAUAUAACGACUUGAUAAACUGAUGCAAUUAGUUCCUGAUCUAUCCAGAUAUUGAAACAUGUUCACUCUACUACAUACUCUUAUCUAAAAAUUCCAUAAGGCCCAGAUCAAAGCCUAUUUUCAUUAACGUUUGGUAAUACGCCCGGUUUUCUUUCCAACAAAAUAGGUAACUUAUUUUAUUGUAUAUAUAAACCAAGCAAUAACUGCUUAUGUGCCAUGAACAUCUUUAAUGAAAAAAAAAAAAAACAAGAAACAUGUGUUAUACAUUUAGUAUAUACAUAUUUUGCUAUUUUUUCAAAUGUUAGAAUUUUUACUAUGAGUGGUAUGCAGUGGAUAUGUGGAACCCAAUGUACUGUUGGAAAAAUGCUAGUCCUCUGAAAGUUACAUAGUAGCUCUCCACAACGCCGUACUAUAUCUAUACAUAUUGCAUAUUUUUGUCAUAUUGCUAUAAUUUUGUAUUACUUAUAUUUUUGUAGGUUGUGAUUUUUGUUAUCUUUUGAUUUUAGACUUAUUGAAGUGCCCUUAUUUUCUUUCUGGUAAAAUACCUGUAAAUAAAUGUAUAUUUGUAGUUUAGCUCUGUAUAUACUUUUACGAUACAUAAAUACAAAAAUGCAUAGCAUUUUUCCAACAUUCAUUAUAACUGUACAGUGAUGAGAAUGUUAGUUGUUUGCUCUUAGUAAACACCUUCGAUGGAACCAUUUCAACUUGCUUGUAACGAUAUUGUAAAAAAAUGAUUUGAGUAACUAUAAACACGUUUGUACACUUUACAAGUCGUAUACGUACCAUACGCAAUAAAAUUUAUAUUUAGAGGGAUAUAUAUGGUACCUAUAUUUUCAAUGUCAUAUUCAUGAGCUUACGUAUUAUUGUGACAUAUUCAGUUAUACGAAAUUUUCUGCUAAGAAGAAAAAUAAUUGAAGUUCAGAAAUACGCUGUUCAUACUAGAUAAAAUAUAGUCCAGAUACCAUAACACUUCAAAGUUUUAAAUAGAGAAAGGUAUUAAAUUAAGGUUGUGUAUCGGUAGUAGGACAAAUAUAUUUAAUGUAGGGCUUUUUGGUAUAAUUUUGCCCUGACGUCUUAACCAAAAAACAGUUCUUGGAAAUGGCAAGCUUAGUCAGGUUACUAUGAAGAUGUAUUGAGGGCCAAAUGUAGUAAAAGUCUAUGCCAAAAUCAUUUCAGGGGGUCAAAACAAACCAACUAUAGUCUUCUAUAUGCAUGCAAUUUUAGCAAACAUCUAUGUAGUCUAUCCAUAUUAGCACAUUUCCCCAAAAUAAUUGUAAAGUAUGGUUUUAUCAAUGCAAGUUGUUCAAGGGAGUAUUUAAAGCAUGGACGCCUAAAAUGGGAACACCAAUUUUUGUGGGAAAACUUUUUAUUCGACAACAAAGAAUGAGAAAACGUGUUUUUGGGAUUCAAUCGAAAGUGUUGGCAUUAACGAAAAAACUCUUCAUAUAAGAUUUUUAGGUAUUUAUGAGACCUACAGAACUUCGCUUAAAAAUAACAAUUAUCUUUCGAAAUGGCUUGUGAUUCAUGUCGGCAAGGUAAACUAGGGGAAUUUUGCUAUAACAUACCCUUUGAAUGAAUCCUGUAUAUUGCUCAAUAAACUAUUAGUGAUGGCCGGAAGACAGGUGUUUUGGGGUAAGCAAUUAGAAAUUCUCAAAAACUACCUGACCAAUCGGUAUUGGUGUACCCAUUUUAUACGUCCAUGUUUUAAAUGCCCCCUUGAACAACUUGCUUUAAUAAAACCAGACUUUACAAUUAUUUAGCAAACCAGCGGUAUUUUCAUCUAAUAUGAUUGGACUAAUGGUUAUUUGAGAGAAACAUGUGUAACCAUUGAUUAACGUAUUUAAGUGGUGCACUGAAUAUGGCUCUGGUCAGUCUGGCCCAAUCCUUCCUAUCUGAUGUUGACGUCUACUGCACCUCGAAAAUUGAUUUGGUGUAGGGUAACCAAUCAUCUCAAGUAUGUUUGAGCAGCAAUACACCUUACUACGUCCAACAAGUAUAUUUUUGGUGAUAUUAUAUCUCGAGAAAUCACUUCGCGAUCGAAUUUCGUACGCCGUUGCGAAUGACACCACUCGGUGACGACUAUUCCGCCUGUCGACAAGAAAUUUAUUGUAAUAGAGUGUUUUUUUUUCAGUAUUUGGAAUAUUUGAUCAAUACCUUCUUUUUAUGAUAUCGAUUUUACAUGAUUAUCUUGGAAAUAUAGAAUGUUUCAUCUAUAUUUUGAUGUCUCUGCCAAUAGAAUAUAAUGAAGUACCUACAUCAUUUUAUCAAAUAUCUUCAACACUUCUUUUGUGCGACUAUCAUUUUCCAGAUAAUAUUUCGAACAUAUCCUUGCAGUUUUGUCAUUAAAUUUUUGUUGCUAAUAACACUUCAGAACCCAUUGUUUGCAAAAAUGUGUGUUCCUUGGAAAACUCGAACAACGCCAAUUCUCUGCUUUUCUUGUGUUUGUUGCUUGAACAGUCUGCCACGUCACAGGAUACCAUACUUAAAAUGAAUUUACUGUUUCUUAUUAGAUUUCAAACGCACCACAUAACAAACGGAAUUAAUGACACAUUACAUACGAAUAUAAAACUGAACGUUUGUCAGCCAUUUCUUGGAAAUUUUGUCACCGAGUGAGGUCAUGUGUGCGAAAGAGAUGGAUUGAUCGUUUGCGCAUGUGUUUACCUUCUCGAGUAAUAGUAUCAUGGAUUGCUGAUUGCAAGCCAGCCUAGCCUAAUCGAAGCUUGAUAAUAAACAGCAUUUGAACUGUUUUUUUCAGGGUAUGGGAUUUGGGUCCCAUUAUCAUAACUUUAUAUCCAUACAUUACUUUAAAAACAGUAUAUACUUUGAAAUAACUGUGAUAUGGUAUAUAAUGAACUAUUUCUGUCUCAAGCUUAAAGCAUACAUCGCAUUCAGUGUUUGAAAAGUCACCCGUAUUUACCGGAAAAGUACAAAAGUUACUUUACGAACUGGUGCAUUAAUUCUGGGUAGGUACCAUACGCUAAAAUUAAAUAUCAAAAUAUAAAGUGGUUAUCAGUACACUCAUCAUUUUUUCAGCUAGGCUCAUGAAAUUUUCUGGUGAGUGAUACUUCUCAAGGGGAUAGCAUAUUGUAGUGAUAAAGCUGACAAAAUCCACAGUCACAAUAAUGUUUUAGUUUAACUUGGGAUUUGUGGUUUUAUGAUCUACUGCAUCGUCACUGAUGAUCAAUAUUAGUGACUAACAUCCUAUAACAGGUAUCAAACCUUAUGUUAUGAACUAAAAUCUGCAGUAUAUCCAGCGAGAUCCUCCGGAAUCCUGUUGAUAAAUUUGCAGAUCAUUUAAGUUCUUAUUUAUUUUUAUAGGCAUACUCAGAGGCACCUAAUAAUUAUUAUAUUUUCGGCUACCAUUGAUAAUCUAGCACAUUUUGACUUCCUGAAAUGGAUUUUAGAGAUUAUGAAGUACUGUGCAUUUCAGGAAGCAUACUUGUUCAUCAUCAAUUUGUUUGUAUAUUAUUUAGUUUUGUUGAAAUCUUGUUGGUAUCAUUCAGGAAUUUCUACCCCGCAUACCAAAGAACAACCGGCAAAGCAUUUUAAAUAACUUGUAUCGCGGGUAAUGUUUUAAAAAAUAUUGUAUAGUUUAUAAAACUUGCCUUUCACUGAAUCAUUGCUUAGGUAUAAAAAUAUUGUGAAAACUGUAAAUUGUACACAAUGAAUUUUUGAACUGUAUAUAUAUUUUGUACUUUGUAUCUACGUAGAUAUCACUUCUGUUCGGAUGUAAACUGCUGGACAAUAAUAGAUUAUGUUUUAACUAAGCCACAUUAUUAUCUAUACCAGCUAAUAUUGACUUAUUGUAGCCACGUUAUUCUCUAUAUCACCCAAUUUUCAGUCAUUGAAAGGCAACAUAAACUGGAGAAUAAAAUAUUGAAUUUGCAGAGUGAAAUUAAUAUAGGUAUAAAAAAUACAAAAUGUAAUUAAACGUAAAAAUCAGAAAAAGGAACUCAUGUUAGUUGUCAGCAUGCAGUUUACAUUUGCAUUGAAGUACAUGUAAAGAACCAUUGUACUUUAUGUAUGCUAAUAUUGCUAACCAUUGUUUUGUACAUAAAAUCAUUUUUUUGCGUUUUCAUCAAAUGUAAAUGUAAGUUAUUUAAGCGCUAAACUGAAUCGUUCGUGUAAGAUUCAAAAAUAAAUCACGUGAUUUUAAUUUUAUGUUUUGAAUUGUUAGACAUAAUACAUAUUAUUGAA
This is a messenger RNA of Acanthoscelides obtectus, 9195 nucleotides long. Lineage: Eukaryota; Metazoa; Arthropoda; Insecta; Coleoptera; Chrysomelidae. The record is from the annotation of a GenBank genome assembly.